UACGAAUCUUCCGCGGUGUACCGCGUCUUAUUCAACGACGACCUAUUCGAGGUCGUCGUACGCAGCCUGCUUUACCGAGGCACAUGCGACCGUGCCUCCGUCGCCCGCCUGGCGAGGACUUCGUCACAAUUCACGUAUGCCGCCAUGCGGUUCCUAUGGGAGAAGAUGACGUCGCUCGUCCCGCUGUUCAAGACGAUCCCGGGAUUGCGUUGGUCGAUCCACAUUGAGCGAGACACACAGCUUUGGCAUGUUCAUGCUCCCACCAGUGACCCGGCGUCGCUCGUGCUCGAUACAUCGGCAUUUCAGCGAUGCGCAACAUUCAUCAAGGACUUCGCCUGGGAAACAAACGAAGACGUGACUCCGUCGACGUUGAUUUUUUUCGCCAAAGCGUUGGAAGGGUCUGUUUCAUUCUGGAUGACCAAUAUCCAUGUCUUCAAGUGGCACGAACAUCGACAUGUCCCCACGCUCCCUCCUCCGUGUAUUUCGGAGCACCGACGUUGAAGGAUAUCUCCAUAACUGCUUCUGACAUCGAGCAACCCAUGUUGCUGCGCAUACUCGAAGAUCUGCCGGUGCUGUGCCCAGAACUUGAGCGCGUCGUCAUCAAGCACCCAACGCGGCGGCAGAACUGCACACACAUCACAUAUUCUCCAGACAUCUUCCCCGCAUGCAAUCAAUUCUUCUACGAUAUGCUCAACGGCCCCUCGGGCAGCUCGACACUGCGACACCUCACCACGUGCAUCACGCUCACUUGGGACGACGUCUUCCUGCUCGCACAGAUGCCGAGGCUCGAAACUCUCGACGCCACGGUGUGCGCGCCGCCCGAGUACCCCGAACCCCCGCUCCCGGAAGGCGCUUUCCAGAGCCUCAUUCACUUGAAGCUCGAACUCUUCGAACUGGAUGACUUGAUGGACCGUCUGCUAGGUGGCAUAGACUGCCCGGGGCUGGAAAGUCUUGACGUGGAGGUCACAGAAACACCCCCGAAGGAACCACAGAUUCGUCGGUUCUUUGAGCGCGUAGCGCUUGGCACAUUCCGGGACGGCCUCGAGCGGCUCCGGUUCGAGGUCUGGUGGCAUAUACUUCCCGACGAGUGGGAUGAAUGUGUCCCUGGGAUUUCAAUGUCGAUGCGUACCCUAGGUCCGCUACUGCAGCUGCCGUCUUUGGCUUCGCUAUCCUUGAUGGUGCCCAGGAUCUGCCUCAGGUACCCGGACGACUUCAGGGAGCUAUCACUGGCUUGGCCCCAGCUCAGGAAAAUCAGCAUCCUACAAUUCUCCAACGCGGUGUCCCCUGCCGACGUCGACGGGUUAUGCGCAUUCGCAGCGUUGUCGCCCAAUCUGAAGUCCAUAGCAUUCGACGUCAAUGGCGACUUUAUUCCUUCGCCGCCUUACUACUCUCCCGAGGACAUGCCGUUGCGCUCGGCGUCAGUCAGGAAGGUUACUUGCUGCGUCUACAGGCAGCUGUCCCAAGACGAGGUCCUGGCUUAUUUGAAGUUUAUUUUCCCGAAUGCUGUGGUAAAGCCGACCCUGGAAUCGGACCGACGAGUGAGACGAUGGCGAGAAUGGGAUGAUGAGUAAUUGGAUGUCCGUCCUUGCUGAUUCACGGACUCGGGGGUCGUGCGCGUUAUGUUUCAAUAUGCCAACAGUUCACGUAUUUCUGUUUAUAGACAAUGCAUUAAUGCGUAUAUGACCGCUCAAGCUCAAGGACCAAUGUGUACACCAUACGGCACUACUGUUAACGCCCCGCAGUGCUAUGUAAACCACACCUAUGCGUAAUCAUACUUGUUACCCCCCCCUGGCUUGGGCAUGCGAGAUUAAGAUAGCCUCCUCCUCAAAUCGGCCAUGGGCAUUGUUCCUAGUCAAGCGUUAGUCUUAGUCGCUUCAGCAACACAAGCAGGCACAAUCUCUCUGAGUGGAGCCUGAGGGCGGCCGCUUAUGACAGGAGCACGCCUCGAACAUCAGCAGCUACCUAACCCAGCUAGAAAUGAAGUGCGACGCAGCCUGACCGCACUCAUAGAAGACCCACUCACAUGGAUGGGUCACACCGCAGAGU
This is a messenger RNA of Fomitopsis serialis, 2046 nucleotides long. RefSeq lists its product as uncharacterized. The coding region runs from base 309 to 1571 and encodes 420 amino acids. NCBI's taxonomy places the organism in Eukaryota, Fungi, Basidiomycota, Agaricomycetes, Polyporales, Fomitopsidaceae. The transcript has 2 exons. The record is from RefSeq and is a predicted model, not a curated record.